ACAGCAACGUAACAACAACAACAACAGCAAAAACUCAGAACAGGAAGAGAUGGCGUCUUUACAGUUUAUUAUUCUUUUGGCUUUUUUACAAAAGACACCCUAGGUAUAGGCUAUUAGGCUUGCAUGGUGAAGUUCAUGGAUUUUUAUGAAUUUUUCGCUGAUCCGCGGUGCGAUGUUAACACACGAAAUACCGAUUGAAGCAUAUUAUGGCAUUGUUUCUGUGCAGUAUGACAAUGGCCAAGGUAGUAGAGAAUACUGCAUCAUGUAUGACCCAUCACAAUACAAACUACCUACGAAGCUUGAGCAAGCACCAUACAAACCCUUGGCGGAUUUGACACCAUCUGUCCUUUGCAGUGACACCAAGUUGUCUUCGUUGGAAGGUCAUGUAGCUGCCGUCAUGAGAGGCAAUUGUACCUUCACAGAGAAGGGUUUGCAUGCACAGCAGGCAAAGGCUGAAGGGGUUUUGGUUGUCAGUGAAACAGGAGUGACCACCCCAUCUUUAAAUGAAUCCAUUCAAAUUGACAUACCCAUCGUUCUUCUGGAUAAGAAAGACUUCCAAGAUCUAUUGAUUCAAGGAUCAAGUCCCGAGGUGGCCUUGUACAGUCCCCAACCACCGCAGUGGGAUUAUAACAUGAUAGUGAUUUGGCUAAUGGCUACGGGUACUCUGGCAAUCGGAGGCUUUUGGGCAGGACUCAUGGGUUACAAGCAACACAAACGAGAAAAGAGACAUGAGAGGAGGGAUGGCCAGGGUCGCUACCAGAAUGUUAACAAUGGAGAAUCCAGUGAAUCUGAUGAGGAGGAAAGUGAAGAGACAGAAGCCGUCACAAUCACCCCUCCUAUUGUUAUCUGUUGGGUCCUCAUGAUCAUGGUGUUACUGCUUCUUUUAUUCUUCUUCUACAGCCCAGUUGUAUACGUUGUGAUUGCGCUGUACUGCAUAGGUGCAUGGUCAGGCAUGCAUACUACAUUGCUACCUGUGGUCAAUUUCGCUAUUCCUUGUAAGGAAAGGCUGCCUCUGAUUCCUGUGUUCCAGAAGCGUCCCACAGUCACAAGUGCCAUAUUGUGGCUAGGCUGUGGAGCAUUUGUCCUUACCUGGUUCUUCUAUCGUAAGGAAUCAUUUGCCUGGAUCUUGCUUGAUAUCUUGGGAAUAUGUUUCUGUAUCAGUGUGCUGAAGGUUGUUCGUCUACCAAACUUCAAAACAUGUGUCCUUCUUCUGUCACUGCUGUUUGUUUAUGACGUCUUCUUUGUUUUCAUCACACCUCAUUUUACAAAGACUGGUGAGAGUGUGAUGGUCAAAGUAGCUACAGGUGGCGAGUCAGCUUCAGAGCAGAUUCCUGUCCUGCUGACUGUGCCACGGCUCUGCCAUUCGGUGUUCUCUGUGUGCAAUGUUUACUCCAUGCUGGGCUUUGGAGACAUUCUAGUACCAGGUCUGCUUGUUGGUUUCUGCCACACCUAUGACUUGAAAGUUAAAUCUCCAAGGAUAUAUUACAUCACAUCUGUUAUUGCAUAUGGUGUUGGACUGAUAAUCACCUUCAUCGCACUCACCCUCAUGCAGACAGGACAGCCUGCUCUCCUCUACUUGGUACCCUGCACCGUCCUGUCUACCCUGGCUGUAGCAGUCUGUCGUAAAGAGGUCUCCGAGCUAUGGAACGGUGGUCCGGUGAAUAACCAUCACAUAUUGUGAAUGACAGGGAAGGUCGGGAAGGAGAAAAAUGACUAGGACAGUAAGAGUGAGACAAGAGACAGAUUCACACACACCAUCAUCGGCAACGCUACAGUCAACUGAUGGAGAGCAGGUGAAUGAAGCAUUUUCAGAGGACACUCCAUCCCCACCUAAUCCUCAAAGCCAGGAUCAUGUAGAAAAGUGAAUUAUAUAGGGCGAUAACAGCAGCGCAUCAAAAAUGCAUAUUUUGGUCUGCAUGGUAUGCCCGUAGGCUUUUGUACAAAUCUUUCUGUGCAAUAUCAUGCCUAUUGCACGAUAUAGUGAAUAAAAUAAUUAUAUUGAAUGUUUUCUCCAUAGGAUAAUUUGAAUAUUUCAUUUGAUAGUGCCAGUAUUGCACUCACCUUUGAUUCAUGCAAAAUUGGCCGUAACUUGUGGAAUAUUUCUGAUAUAGCAUUUUUAGCCAUUGAAUAUGAUACAAUUAUUUUAUACCAUACACGUAUAUGGAAAAGAAUGCUAAAUUAUCUGUUUCCUAGUCAUUUGUGUUUAGAAGAGUUUGGAAAUUUGGAUCUUGAUAUAUUAACCAGUUUGCUAUUUGAACUGAAUGGUCACUAUUCAAAGCAUUUAGGAUUUAGAUGUUUCAGUAUUCAAUUGACUAAAUGUUAAUAGGAGACUGUCAAUCUGAAAACACGAGAAGGGUAAUGUAAAGGAAACAAAAGUUGAUGAUAAUAUCCGACUUUGAUUCUCCUGUUGGAGAUUUUAUUAAUACAUGUCUAAUACCAUUUUUAGAUUACUUUGCUUUUGUCUUAAUGUUGGAAGUUGGUACAUGUUUGUAUCUUGCAGGGCAUAACUGUUUAUAUAAUUGUUCUCUGCAUGUAGAAGAUCAUUUUUAAAACUCUUAAACUAUAAUGUUUUUAUUGAUUAUAACAUUAUGAUUUUAGGUUAACACACUAGAUAAAAAUUAGGUUUUAUUGGGAAAGUGUGGUAUAUAUAUUUUUUAUUUUUAGUCAAGAACACAAUUUUCAUGCCCAUGUUUUGAAUAAAAAAGAAAGUUUUUAAUUUUAUUCUCCUUAUAAUUCAAAAUUAUUAAAUGAUAAUAAUUUCUAAUAAUCUUGUUAAAAUGUACACACUAGAUAAAAAUUAGGUUUUAUUGGGAAAGUGUGGUAUAUAUAUUUUUUAUUUUUAGUCAAGAACACAAUUUUCAUGCCCAUGUUUUGAAUGAAAAAGAAAGUUUUUAAUUUUAUUCUCCUUAUAAUUCAAAAUUAUUAAAUGAUAAUAAUUUCUAAUAAUCUUGUUAAAAUGUACACAUUAAGGAAGCCCUGGCUAAAAGUUUGUUUAUUACUAGUUUGAUUGGUUUUCUGUAAGUGGGCAUUACACAAAUACAGAUUUGCAUGGUUUUAUGUCUGAGCCCAAUAUAGAUGGUUGCUGCAGGCAUGUUUGGGUUGUCUGUCUUUUUUUCAUGAUAUAAAGAAUCGAUUUAUGGCUCAACUUCAAACUUGGUGCAAGUAUACUUGUUAAAGUGAUUAUGAUCUGUUUAGAUUUGGGAGUCAAGAUGUAAAAGAUCAAAGGUCAUUUAUCUGAAAAGAACUUCUCAUGAUGACCUAAGAACUAUUUGAAAGAUUGACUUCAAAACUUGAUUCAAGUGUGUGAGUGAUGACUAUGUUUAGAUUCAUGAUCAUGAGUAUGAAUGUCAAAAGUCACAGAUGACUAUUAGUAUCCCUAAAUUAGACCCCAAAAUAACCAAUCUGGAAUGAAAUUAUUGGAAAUGGUUUUUCCAGCAGAUUUGAGUAGAUAUCGGUGUCAAAAUUUACCAGAAAAAAGUUAGGAGGAAUAUGGGGUAGGGAAAGUGUUUUUUUUUUCAAGGUCAAAGGUCAAUUACCUUUUCAUACAUACUGUACAAUGGUAUCUCUGAGAUGAAAAGGAGCACGUUGGUGAUCAUGGUGUAAAAAUGCACAGAUUCUUACAAGAAGAUCAAGUAUAAUAAAAUUAAGUACCUAGAAUGCACAUUCACCCAUAAAAUUCAAGGUCAAAGCAUUUCAAAGUUCAAUGACCUUUUUUACAUUUUGUACCAUGCUGUAUAAUGGUAUACAACCACCCCAGUUUCUUUGCAUUUAUUCAUACCAUUAUUGCAUUGGUUUGGUAAAGAAAAACAUACAAUUUUAUGUUUAUAUGUUUUAUUUGUGUAUUGUAUAUAAUAUAUGUUAUGAUACAGUAUUUAUUUGUGUAAACAAAUUUGCAGAUACAGAUUAAUAUGUAAAUAUUCAGUAUCAUGUAAUUUGAACAUUAUGUACUCUUAAAUUCAUUAUCAUUCAUAUAAUUUUUUAUGUUCAUUUUAUCUCGUGUUAAUUUUAAAUAAAUUCUAAAGGAUGUGAUAAUUUAUGUUGAUUAAUAGCAUAAUAGGAUUUUUACAGUCACUUUGACUGCAGAUUUAGAUCAUGGAAUUUUUUUAUUGUCUAAGAUAACAUGAUUGCAUAAGAUUGUGUACAUGACACAUUCCUAAUGUCUCUAGCAAUCUCACCAUUACAAUGAACAAUAAAUAAGAUAACUUAAUGGGACUGAAAUAAGGGGAGAAGAAAUUCAUAACAAAUCCAUUGAUAAAGUAAUUUUGAGGGAAACACAUUGUUUUAUUAUAAUUGCAUGUUUCUGUUCCUUGCAAAAUAAUAUGGCAUUAAAUUCUAGUUGCUUGUGA
Lytechinus pictus (painted urchin) is the source of this 4346-nucleotide messenger RNA. RefSeq names its product signal peptide peptidase-like 2B. NCBI's taxonomy places the organism in Eukaryota, Metazoa, Echinodermata, Echinoidea, Temnopleuroida, Toxopneustidae. Gene Ontology annotation, cellular component: lumenal side of endoplasmic reticulum membrane; cytoplasmic side of endoplasmic reticulum membrane; Golgi-associated vesicle membrane. The transcript has 15 exons. Bases 146 to 1681 code for a protein of 511 amino acids. Gene Ontology annotation, biological process: membrane protein proteolysis. The record is from RefSeq and is a predicted model, not a curated record. Gene Ontology annotation, molecular function: aspartic endopeptidase activity, intramembrane cleaving.